UAUUCCCUCCUCUUUUACCUUUUUAAAUACUUUAAGAAGGAUUAGCUCUCUUUUAAAUGUUUUGGAUAAUUCAGCUGUAAAGCCAUUUGGUCCUGUACUUUUGUUCAUUGGGAGUUUUUGAUCACCAAUUCAAUUUCAUUACUAGUAAUUGGUCUGUUCAGAUUUUUCUGUCUUUUCCUUGGAUGGUUAUGUUUUUCUAGGAAGUUGUCCAUUUCUUCUACAUUGUCCAAUUUAUUGGUACAUAAUUUUUCAUAGGAUUUUUUAAUUCUUUGUAUUUCUUUAGCAUCUGUUGUGACUAUUCCUUUUUCGUUUCAGUUCCCCAGUUGGGCAAAGAAGCAAUGUUGGACUAGGUCCAGCAGCAUGAAGUGCUUAAUGUGGGUGAUGUUUGAUACUGAUGGUGGCCUUUUUUCCUUUGGUAAUGAAAUAACUUAGAAGGUGCUUUAGUUCCAUAGUUUUGGAUGAACUGAUCUAGCACUUGUAUAAAAUCAUUGGUAAUUGAAUGAUUAUAUCAAAGGGAACUUAAGUUUUUGAUCCAACUCAGUUAUAUUUUUAAGACUUUAACAAACUUAAUGCCCAAUUGCUUUGCUAGUUAAGUGUAUAUGAAAUAUUCUGUAGAUUUUUGUGCUGGGUCAAGGUUUGGCUAAAACAGUUUUAACUUUUUGUUGGCUGUCUUCUUUCUACAGGUGUUGGAAAUUAAUAGCUCUUCUAGUUUUUACAUCAUUUAAAUACAGUAGUGUCAUUGGACUAAAAUGUUCCUGAUGCCAACCUCUUCAGAGUUAAACAUUGAGCAGAACUUCUUAACUCAGUGGAUGACCAAUCCUUCUCGGGCUGGGGUCAUAUUAAAUCGUGCACUUCCUCUUUCGGAAGCACACGAUGAGAAGCGAGUAAAUGUGACCAUUCCUACUAGCUUUCCUCUUAAAGCCCCACAUUUUUCAAAUAGCUUCAGCUUUAUAAGUGAAGAAGAUUCACUUCAUGAUGGACAGAAGUUGGAGUCUGACAGCUCUUACAAACUACAGUCAGAUGAAUCUGAAAUACCUACAGUCUUUCCUUUAACUAAAGAGAGACCACAGAUCGUGGCAUGUCAGGAUGCUCCUGGACACUGGGAAGAUAACAAAAGUGACUUUAUCUCAGAUAAUGGGAGUGAAUUCAAGGACGUGGAUUAUAAAGACCCACUUUUUAAAAAGCUUGAACAGCUGAAAGAAGUACAGCAGAAGAAACAGGAACAACUGAAGAGGCAACAGUCAGAGCAACUACAAAGGCUCAUGGAAGAACAAGAGAAGCUGCUUACUCUGGUGUCUGGGCAACACACACUCCCAGCUCCACUGCCUGACAAUCAAAGCCAGAAGUACAGGUCUCCAGGAAAUUCAGCCCCUAUAGAAAAAACCGCACCCUUCUUACCAUCAUAUAUCUACCAGAAUCAAAUGCAAGAAAAAAUGCACACUUUCAACAUUUUAUCCACUGAACAAGACUUCUGUACUCCUCAAGAUUUUGUGUUGACGUCAAAAAGUAGUGCUUCUCACAAUAUGUUUUAUGAGGCACAAUGUCAAGAAGCACUUGCGAAAAAAAACGAUUUGAAGGAAGAAAACCAUAACCUUCCUAUAGGAGAAGAUAUUUUACCAUGCUGGGAGAAAAUGAUGGAACCGAUUCAGGAAGGAAAUGAUAUGAACCUAAAAAAAUGUGGUUCCUCAGAAAUGCUUAAUAUUGAAGAAAGGCCCAUCCAAGCUGCUAUUAGAGAAAAGAAACAGACAUUUGAAGACUACUUAGAAGAACAAAUUCAGUUGGAAGAACAAGAACUGAAGCAAAAACAGGAAGCAGAAGGAUCAUUGCUAAUCAAAGCAAAACCAAAGCAUCCAUUCUUAAAAAGAGGAGAAGGUUUAGCUAGAUUUAUUAAUGCUGAAUCUAAGUUUCAGAAAGGGAGAGAAAGUAAACCAGUGACUAAUCAGAGCAUUUCAGAGAACCAACCUGUGUUUAAAAUAGACAGACAACAAUUCCAGCGGAAAACUGCUCUUAAAAAUAAAGAACUGUGUACAGAGAACUCUUCUGUGAAAAAGAACAAUAAAACUAGAAUCAAGAGUGGUUUGUUCACACUUAAUCAGAAACCCAAAGUGCUGAAGAGUAAUAAUAGGAAAGGUCUCUCUCUGUCAGGACUGAAACUACUCACUGGGAGGAAAUGUGAUGGGCGAUUCAGAGACCAGAUCAAAUUAGAAAAAAAAGUAGAGUCUAAUGAUAAAGAAAAUGUACCUGAGUGUAUAAAACCUUGUGAUAUUAGUUGGGAAGUCUGGAAUAAGGCACAAAGUAAAAACAAACUUCCCCUUUCAAUAGGGCUGGUCAGCUGUGCGGCUUCUAAGAGUAUGAUAAGUGAGACCUUGAAAGAGUCAGAAUCUUCUCUUGACAUUUCUCUUCAGAAAAGAUUAGAGAAUUGGGAACGAGAAAAGGAAAAGGAAAAUUUAGAAUUAGAUGAAUUUUUAUUUUUAGAACAAGCUGCUGAUGAAAUAUCAUUUUCCAGUAAUUCCUCAUUUGUACUGAAGAUCUUAGAGAGGGACCAACAGGUCUACAAGUGUCACCAGCUGUCUUCUACCCCCGUCAAAGCCGUGCAGCAGGAGGAGAUGGCAGCUUCGGGACCCAUUAGUCAGUGUGCCCGAAUGGAGGAUCCAGACCAAACUAAAAAACAAAGUAAGGGUAAGUGUGAGGUUGCACCCAGACAGCUUGAUUCAGUGUCCUUGCCUGAAGGGCUGAGGGAACACUCUUUCAAAGCCAGCAGGAAAGCGUGCCCAACGAGCACUUCUGAAAAUCAAACUAGGUGGAAUGUAAGUGAGGAUGAAGAUGUUGCGAACAGUGACAGCACUGACACUGAGGAACGACUUGACGUUGCCAUGAAACCGUCAGCUGAGGCUGAAGAGAGAGGUUUUAGCAGCAGAGAAGAUAGUCCACAAGUCUGUGAUGGUAAGGGACCUUUUAGGGACACUGGGACUCAAGAAGAUAAAGGGAGAGAUGUGGAUUUAGACUUGUCUGAUAAAGAUUAUAGUAGUGAUGAGUCUAUCAAAAUAGAAAGCUUGAAAAAUAAAGUUUCUGAGUCCACAAGAAGACCCUCAUCUGUAAGCGUGUGUAAAAUUGACUUUGAUGAUGAAAGAUCUUGGGCUGACCUUGAAGAAAAUUCAUUUAAACAUGAUGUUAUUCCUGGGAAUGAAGCCAUUUAUGGUACUCCCCAGACAGCCUACCCUAAUACGAGUGAAAUAUAUGUACUGGACAAAACAGUAAAAAGGAAAGUUGCACCAGUCAAGAAGGGAGAAGACUUGAGCACAUCCAUUAGGAGCACAAGUCCCCCUCCUACAUCAGAUCUGAUGAUGAAAUUCUUUCCUUCUUUGAAACUGAAACCAAAAUCAGAUCGACAUUUGGGAAAUGAACCCAAAUUAAAUAUAAGUCAAGACCAACCAUCUGGUGACAGUACUAGAUCUCAAGUUUUGAGAGAGAAAGUUAUUGAAUUAGAAACAGAAAUAGAAAAAUUUAAGGCUGAGAACACAUCUUUAGCUAAACUUCGCUUUGAAAGGGAAAAGGCCUUGGAAAAGCUCAGGAAAGAAAUUGCAGACUUUGAACAACAGAAAGCAAAAGAAUUGGCUCGAAUAGAAGAGUUUAAAAAGGAGGAAAGGAGGAAACUACAAAAGGAACGCAAAGUUUUUGAAAACUAUACUACAGUUGCAAGAACUUUUCCAGAUAAAAAGGAACGUGAAGAAAUACAGGUUUUGAAACAGCAGAUAGCAGAUUUACAGGAAGAUCUGAAAAGAAAGGAAGCAAAAUGGUCAAGCACACAUGGCCGUCUUAGAAGCCAGAUAGAAAUGUUGGUCAAAGAGAACACAGACCUCCGGGAAGAAAUAAAAGUGAUGGAAAGAUUCCGACUAGAUGCCUGGAAGAAAGCAGAGGCUACUGAGAGCAGUGCCAAGUUGGGUCAGUGUGCAACUGCUGUGAAAAAAGAUGGGUCCAUGAGCUCAUCAGUUCGAUUUCAAAAGAGUCAAAUUUCUUCAGGAACCCAAGUAGAAAAAUAUAAGAAAAAUUAUUUGCCAACACAAGGCAAUCCAUCUCGGAGAUCCAAGUCUGUGCCGCCUCAUGUUUUAGGCAAUCCGGAUAAAGGACAAACUGCCUCACCCAGGGAAUCCUCUGAACCAGCAGACAUCACAGAUCCUGAAUAUAAAGAGGAUGAUGAGAAAGAGGAAAAAGAAGGAAUUCAGGGAGAAAUCAGUCAUCCUGAUGGAAAGAUAGAAAAGGUUUAUAAGAAUGGAUGCCGUCUUAUACUGUUUCCAAAUGGAACUCAAAAAGAAGUGAGUGCAGACGGGAUGACUGUCACUGUCAGCUUCUUCAAUGGCGAUGUGAAGCGGGUCCUGCCAGACAAGAGAGUGAUCUACUACUACGCAGCCGCCCAGAUCACUCACACUACUUACCCAGAAGGACUACAAGUCUUACAUUUCUCAAGCGGACAAAUAGCAGAAAAACAUUUCCCAGAUGGAAGAAAAGAAAUCACAUUUCCUGACCAAACUAUCAAAAACUUAUUUGCUGAUGGACAUGAAGAAAGCAUCUUCCCAGAUGGUACAAUUGUCAGAGUACAACGAAACGGCAACAAAAUCAUAGAGUUUAAUAAUGGCCAAAGAGAACUACAUACUGCCCAAUUCAAGAGACGGGAAUAUCCAGAUGGCACUGUCAAAACUGUAUAUAUAAAUGGUCAUCAAGAAACAAAAUAUUCGUCUGGUCAAAUAAGGGUUAAAGACAAGGAUGGUAAUGUUCUUAUGGACACAAAGUUUUAAUAAUCUUUGUGCAUGACUAAUAAGAAAUAACACUAACAUGAUUUUCUUGUUUAAAAAUGUACAUUUUUGUGAAUUCUGUGGUUUAAUUUAUAUAUAUUUUGUGUCUGUGUAUAAAUGGAAAACAUAAAUAAAACUUCAUACUCUUUAAAAAAAAUACUCUUUGAAAUGCGCAGGGACAGCCUUCAUUUUAAUUUACCUACCCUGUCUUUCUACAGCUAAAUGCAUGACUAACGAAAACAAUGUUACUUUGUUAUAAACUGUAUAGACUGUAAAAAUAGUAAGUGGGUACUUCUCUUAAGGAUAGAUGCUUAUAAAAACCAGUAAGUACAAUAAAUAAAAUAGCACAAAGAUUUUCACCAGUACAUCAGCCAUAG
Molecule: messenger RNA, 5167 nt
Organism: Manis javanica (Malayan pangolin)
Lineage: Eukaryota; Metazoa; Chordata; Mammalia; Pholidota; Manidae
Source: RefSeq, a predicted model, not a curated record